AUGAAAUCAAUUAGAACGAAAAAAAUUCUCCAAGAAGCCGCAAGAUGUAUUGUUUCACCAGAAAGUGGACCUGUUGUAGAUAUAAAUCCGAAUAAUUCUUCUCAAAUACGGAAAGAUAUUAAGCCAAAAAUAAGCGGUAAUAAGAACAUCACGAUGCCUGGUGAUGUUUGGCUUGAAAGAGAAAACGAAACUCAAACAUAUUUGUUUAGAAUAGAAAAAAAAGAUGUAAAAAAUAACCUUCGGGACCUCAAGGUAUUCUUUGGAGAAAACCAGAAAUUUAAUGAUGAUUCCGAAGAGGUAAAUGUUCCUAGUCCAUUCGAAGAUAGUGAUGCCGAUAUGGAUUAUUCUCCAGAAGACGAGGAUUCUAAUACGACAGAUGCUAGAGGAUGUCACGAUAAUCAUAAAAAACUUGAUAAAUAUUUACGACAAGGUGUAAUUGAUCACAUAAAUACAUUUUCACGAAUCGAAUCACACUAUUGCCGCAAAGAUAAUCAAAGGGAAUUUAUUGAUGGGGGACUUACUAUUGCAGAAAUGUACAGGCUUUACCUUGAGGACUGCCAGAUUAAAGGUAAUGCAGCAGUAAAACAUUCUAUGUAUUCUCACAUCUUUAACACCUGUUUUAACAUUGGUUUUUUUCGCCCAAAUAAAGAUUUAUGUACCUUGUGUGAUGAAUAUUUGCAUGCCAGUGAUAAGUCAAUUUUGCAUGAAAAAUAUGAUUCGCAUCAACUUGAAAAGGAACUAUCUCGCAAAGAAAAAGCUACAGAUAUUGAGUUAGCAACAUCAAAUAAAGAUACAAACGCUGUUUAUAUCUUUGAUUUGCAAGCAGUAAUACCGUUACCUUGCGGAAAUAUUUCUAGUUUUUACUAUAAAAGGUCAAAUCUGACACCUGCAAGUAAUUCGUCAGUUUCUGACGAAGAAAAUGAAGAUCCCUUUGGGAGUGACUUUUCGGACAUGGAUCCAUCUUUUCAUCCCGAUAGUACAACUGUUGAGGAUGAGUCCCUUGAUGAAGAAUCUCAAACUGUUGAGGAAGAGCUGAUGGAAACUUCAAAUCAACAACAAUCACCAAAUGAAAAUAGCACAGAAGUGGUUAAUAUAAUUUUAGCCGAAAUAUUAAACCAAGUAUGGAUAAAAGUAAAACCUAGGAGACGACGUAAACUAGAUAUGAGGAACUGGUCUAGAAAUGUUGCCAAACAUAGACGCUCAGAAGGUGCAUCCUAUAUUACAACUAAUAAAUUAAGACCUGCAAAACUACCAAAGCCUAUUGACUGUUCACGGUGUAAAUUUAAAUGCAAUGAACACCUAUCAGAAGAUGAGAGAAAUUAUAUUUGUAGAUAUUAUUGGAAUAUGGACUACAAAAGUAAAAAGAAUUUUAUUUUAUCUUAUGUUGCUGUCCAAAGUCCAAAACGUGUAUUAGCAACAAGAAACCAACGCGCGCAGAGGACCUAUACAAAAAAGUGUUUUUUCUCCAAAGGAAAUGAUAAGGUUCAAGUUUGUGAGAAAUUCUUUUGUUAUACCCUAUGUAUAUCUCCAGCUGUGAUUAUACAUGCGGUUAAACAUAGAAGUAAUGCCCACGUGUUUGAUAAUAUUGAUCACAGAGGAAAGCAUGUUCCAUCCAACAAGACUUCUGAUGAAAAACUUGACCAAAUUAGAGCUCACAUAGAAUCCUUUCCAUGCAUGGAGUCCCACUACGUCAGAAAACAGACAAAACGUAAGUAUUUGGACCAAAAACUUAACAUUAGAAAAAUGUAUAAUUUUUAUAAAGAACAAUGCUCUGAAAAUAAUAUAGAACCUGCUUCGGAAAUAACUUAUCGAAGAGUAUUCGGUAAUGAAUAUAAUUUAAGCUUUUUCAUGCCAAAACACGAUCAGUGUCUGACGUGUACCAACUAUCAGAAAGCCGAUUUAAUAAAAAAACAAGAACUACAACUAAAUUAUGAUGAACAUAUUGCAAGAAAAGAAGCAUGCAAUAAAGAAAAAGACAAAGACAAGAAAAGAGCCAAUGAGGACCCACACUUCUGUUCAGUAACAUUUGAUUUGCAAGCGGUAUUGCAAAUACCAACUUGUAAAAAAGAAGUACAACGUACUCUACCAGAAGAUCCAAAAAAAAAUACCCAAGAGCUCCAACCGCUACAACAGUUUCCAAACGAAUUGUCACAGUUAUAUCACGCUCCUCUACCUAUAAGUACGUCAAAAAAACGAGAUUUGCUGAACUUGUGCAAGAAAGGUGUAAUCCCAGAAGAGCUUCAUGGCUGGUAUCAAGCACUUUCAACAGAAAAUAAUAUUACUGACCGCAUACCAGAUGUUGAUAUUCAAGAAGACUCGGAAGAUGACGACAUAGCUGGAGAAGGAGAAGAAGUUCUAACGUAA
Molecule: messenger RNA, 2364 nt
Organism: Psylliodes chrysocephalus
Lineage: Eukaryota; Metazoa; Arthropoda; Insecta; Coleoptera; Chrysomelidae
Source: the annotation of a GenBank genome assembly